AUGAUUGCGAGCACCGUUCGCAGUGUUGUUCUCUGUGUCACGAGACGAAAAUUGCCGACGGCUACAAUUUCACGCGUCGCGAAUCGCAAUUAUUUCACACGACAUGUGCCUGAGCCAAAAAUGAUGAUUCAUUUGCCAAAAACUGAAGGUGAUGUGUCGUGCGAAUCGCUCGUUUUGAAAGAAGCCACCGUCGAUGAGAAGAAGCCGGUGAUUCUCAUUCUCGCGUGGGCUGGUGCCGAUCAACGGCAUGUGGACAAAUACGUCGAUAUGUACACCAACGAGGGAUUCCGUGUGGUCUCGCUGAUUCCUCGCUGCUAUCACUAUCGAAUACCGAAUUCGCGCGUCGGAUUCUACAUGUCGCCAUUAUUCCGGGCGAUCGACGCGAAACCUGGAGAUUUUCGCACAUUUGCACAAUGCCCCAUCAUCAUUCACUCGUUUUCAAUGAAUGGCGUUCGCGGUUUGAUAUCGUUUUGGAAAUGGACGGAAGCUGAAGAAACGCCAGCACUUCGUGAUCGAAUCAAAGGCCUUAUUUUGGAUAGUGCUCCUGCGCGUCCGUAUGGCAAACAAGAUGCAAAAGCAAUGGUCUGGUCAACACCGCCAAUUGACGCAUUGGAAAAAGUUUUUAGCGAAAAAACUCGAAUUUCAGUGCUUGCCAGUUUUCUGAAUCUUCGCGCAACAUUGGUUAUACCCCUAUGCGCAACAGUACCAUUUCUACGCUCUUUCCUAUCAGUUUACUACUAUUUCUUGGAUAAAAUGGAUCUUCCUCGCGACCAGCUUUAUCUAUAUUCAACGGCCGAUAAAAUGAUAAAAGCCAAACACGUAGAAAAAUUUGUGGGCAAACAAAUGGAAAAGGGUGCCAACAUAACAUCGAUCAAUUUUGAGGACUCUGAGCACGUUCAGCACUAUAGGGCACACCCGGAAAAAUAUCGAGAAGCUUGUUUGAACUUCGUGAAGCACAUUGAAGCCAGCUACAAAUAA
Molecule: messenger RNA, 978 nt
Organism: Caenorhabditis bovis
Lineage: Eukaryota; Metazoa; Nematoda; Chromadorea; Rhabditida; Rhabditidae
Source: the annotation of a GenBank genome assembly